CUUACGCGGUGUAAUAAAUGCAUCGCAGACGAUUCUUCGCGUUCUGUUAACAUCAGAAGCGCCGCCAUUUAGUCGAGCUCUACAUCGAGGGUCCCGCCGCCGUCACCAACGGCCAACGGCGCUCACAUGUUUCUUGGCGGCGCCAGAACUAUGGCGGAUAGUGCUAGUGAAAGUGAUAGCAGCUCAGUUGACGGGGCAAUGAUUGCCCCGUCUCCUCUGUCGCGAGAGCAGAUUCAAAAACGCGUUGAAUCUCUCCAGCAGGAAAACCGAGUGCUCAAAAUGGAGUUAGAAACGUACAGACUUCGAGUGAAGACGUUGCAGGAGGAGAACCGUGCGUUGCGGCAAGUCAGCGUCAACAUACAAGCGAAAGCCGAACAGGAGGAAGAAUUCAUCAGCAACACACUGUUGAAGAAGAUUCAAGCGCUCAAGAAAGAAAAGGAGACGCUCGCCCUUAACUACGAACAAGAGGAGGAGUGCCUUACUAAUGAUCUUUCACGAAAGCUGAACCAGCUUCGCCAAGAAAAGGUUCAGCUGGAGCAGAGCUUGGAGCAGGAACAAGAAGCACUUGUUAACAAGUUGAUGCGGAAGAUAGAACGUCUAGAGGCACAGACAUUGGCCAAGCAAGCAAAUUUGGAGCAGCUGCGCCGAGAGAAGGUGGAGCUAGAGUGCACGCUUGAGCAAGAGCAGGAGGCUCUGGUGAACCGCCUGUGGAAGCGAAUGGACAAGCUGGAAGCAGAGAAGCGGCUGCUGCAGGAACGGCUGGAGCAGCCCCCAUCAGCACCGCCAUCGCCUCGAGAGCCCGGGCGUGACACACCAGCUGCGCUGGGAGCCCACGUGGCACGACUGCGUGGGGAGCUGGCACGCCUCCGUGCCCAGCUCCAUGACACUCAGCAGGAGCACAAUGAGAAGGUGGCCCAAUUUGCUCAGGAGGAGCGCCAGAUCCGUGAAGAGAAUGUGCGCCUUCAGCGCAAGCUGCAGCUCGAGAUGGACCGCCGCGAGUCCCUAUGCCGCCACCUUUCAGAGUCUGAAUCGAGCCUGGAGAUGGACGAGGAGAGGCACUUCAAUGAAAUGUCGGCACACGCUAUGCGGCCUAGGACUGUGUCAAGCCCAAUACCUUACAAUCCAUCGCCGAACUCUUCAAGGCCUCUUAGUCCAGGUCUUCCGGUUAGUGGAGGCCCUGGUAGUGUGCUGGGCAGUCUGCCACGUGAGGCUCUAAGCCCAUCUGGGUCUCUAAAUCGCUGUCAGACCUGUGGACAGCCCCUCUUUCAUCCAACUGGGCCUACAGCACCUCCACCUGCAUUCCUGCUGCCUUCCCCAUCUCCGCCCACUGUCAACAUGCUGCCCCCACACCCUGCUAGCUUCCCCUCUUCAAACCAGGCCCGUGUGCGCACGUCAUCACAGGAGCGGUUUUCUAGAGCACCUGCCCCAGCAACACCUGUGGUGUCACCAAUUGCACCCAGCCACCUGAGCGCUGCAAACCCGGCACCACCAACUGUGCCAGCUGCAGCAUCCCCUAUGAUGGAUUGAUUGACAGCUUACCAACAAAUUGCAGUGAUGGAACCUUGGCAUGUUCCUCUUUCUACAGAAGCCACAGUCAAUUUACUGUCAUAAAUAUUGAAACAGAACCCCAAGUGAGCUGUGCAAUGCCAAGGGGUACUUUUCCAAGACACUUUACUGAACCCGGAGGAAGGGUUACAGAUUCGUCAGUCUGAGUCCUGCUACAAGUAGUUAGCAUGCCUCGAGGUUCUCUGGAUGGCAACAGUAUGCUCAUUUGCUAUCCUUGGCUGCCCAGGUUUGAGUGCAGUACCAGGCUGCAUGUGUCCUUCAGUUUUAAAGGAAAGGUGUUGUUGGCAAAAGGAUUGCCUUGUUUUACAUGUCCCCCCUUUUUAAGCUGGUUGUAAUUGUACAAGUACUUGGAAAUGCAUCUUUAAAGUUUUUAUCAUUUGCUACCCUACAGGAAAGUAGGUUGGAUGUACUGCACACCUUUACCUUGUGCUCAUGCUGUCUUGUUUUUAAGGUGUGCAUGCAGUAAUGCAGCCACCCAAAGAAGCUGCUGAAGAGGGUUGGGGUGGGGGCUUUAUUUAUUUAAUGGAAAAAUAAAAUGAGACUGCAGUGUACUGCAUGCUUCACUCAAGGUGGGUGUCAGUAAAUCAACACUUGCUUAGUGGAAAGGUUCAGCACUGCUAAAGAUAUUCUUUUUCCUCGUGUGUGCGCACUAGUUAGGCAGCUUGCCUUGCCAUUAUUCUUUGCCGUCUGACAUUGCAGCGCCUGCAGAUAUUUUUUAGUUAUGGCCAUAGGUAACGGUUUCAGCAUGUUUGUGCCAUCAAGCGAGCUUACGUUGCUGGAGGGAAGUUGGAUAUCCAAAGGUUUGCAUAGAGUAGUGAGCAAUGACUCCCCAAUGGUUCUAGUCAUUUCAGGUAGGUUUAUUUGCUAUGCAAAUUAGGUUAUCAAUGUAACAUUUGUAUGCAAGCUGCUGAGUGCUCAAAAAUGCAGUCCUUAUUGCAGUGCAAUUUGAUGAAGCAGGCAUUGAAAGAGCCCAAUGAGAAUUCUAAUGUUACCACUGUAAGGUUAGCAUAGUAGCUUUUGCAUUGGCAACAUAGCUUGGUCUAUGAAGGGGAUGUGUAUUUUUGCCAGAUUAAAUGCUGGGGUGUGCAUGUGGGCCGUGCUCUGCUUUUGGUGCGACAAUCUGUCUGUCCAACUAGAAAUGCACUUUUGGCAACAUCUUGUAAAUAGUUUGUAAGUUUCUAACUUUGUCAUUAUUUCCAUAUUUGUUCAGGUUUGUGAGUAAAGCACUAUGUAUGAAAGUGUCUUGUGUGUGAUAAUCUGCUGUUGUUCAACUAACAGUCAGUUUGGUUCUCUUGUUAGCAAAGAAAGCUUUGUGAGUGGUUGAGAAUGUAUUAGCUUGUGCACCCAGGGAUAUCUGAAUGCAGUCACCCACAAGAGGAGGGAAGCAGUCAGCUUGUUCAGCAGCCAGUACGAGAGCCUCCCGACAAGCUGUCAUACUUGUUUCAUAGUGCUGUCUGGCUGAUGUUGUGUGUUAACAGACCUGCUCUCAGCCGUCUGUCUGCCUCGUCAUUCUUGUACCGCCUGUUCUUGAAGCGUAUUUUGGCGCUGUUGACUCAUAACCUGUGGGUUCUAUAUUUUGAGGCUUCCAAUACAUAACAGCCAAGUGCUGCUGUCCUGUUUUCUUUCCUUAAUGUUGCUGUUGUGUGCCGGAACUUCAGUGUCGAAAGGCACAAAGUGAGUUUCAGUGUGCCGAAGGUCCCAAGCAGAUCUGCAGUUUGUGAAGUUUACCUUUGUGUUCUGAUUUUUGUCGCUGAAAGAUGUUGCCGUAGCUUCUGACUGUGAUAUCAGUUGAGCGUACCCAUACUUCAUGGGUUGCAAGAGCUAAGUGGGUGCUCCUAGAUAGGGGGAGGGGUAAAGCCAAACUGAUCAAUUAAUGGCACUGGUAUUGCACAUUCGAGUGUGCAUUGUGCGUGUGUGUGUCUGCACGCAAGUAUGUGCGUUUAUAGGUUGUAACAGGUGUCCGUUGUCAGUUUUCUAACAGUCUUUGCACACAGAACUUAAAGGUUUGUUUAUUGGUUUGGUUUUGGAAGCAUUUCAUUACAAUAAAAACAAAAUGUUGUGCCUUUCA
Molecule: messenger RNA, 3634 nt
Organism: Dermacentor albipictus
Lineage: Eukaryota; Metazoa; Arthropoda; Arachnida; Ixodida; Ixodidae
Product: coiled-coil domain-containing protein 6-like
Source: RefSeq, a predicted model, not a curated record